AUGCGCUUCACCAGACAAAUAAAGCUGCUGCUCUGGAAGAACUGGACCCUGCGGAAAAGGCAGAAGAUUCGCUUUAUUGUGGAACUUGUGUGGCCUUUAUCUUUAUUUCUGGUCUUGAUCUGGUUGAGGAAUGCCAACCCUCUGUACAGCCAACACGAAUGUCAUUUUCCCAACAAAGCGAUGCCCUCAGCAGGAAUACUGCCAUGGCUUCAGGGGGUUUUCUGCAAUGUGAACAAUCCUUGUUUUCAGACCCCCACCCCAGGAGAAGCUCCUGGAGUUGUGUCAAACUAUAACAACUCCAUUCUAGCAAGAGUGUAUCGAGAUUUUCAAAAAAUCCUUCUGAGUGCACCAGAGAGCCAGCAACUUGGUCAAGUUUGGACAGAGUUCCAGACCUUGUUCCAGCUCAUGGAGACGCUCCAGACUAACCCUGAGAGGGUUGCAGGACGAGGGAUACGAAUCCGGGAUAUCCUGAAGGAUGAAGAAAGACUGGCCAUAUUUCUCAUGAAAAGCAUUGGCCUGUCUGAUUCUGUUGUGGAACUUCUGAUCAACGCCCAGGUCCGUCCAGAGCAGUUUGCCCAUGGAGUCCCAGAUCUGAUGCUAAAGGACAUCGCCUGCAGCAGGGCCCUCCUGGAGCGCUUCAUCAUCUUCAGCCAGCGUGGUGGGGCACAGACGGUGCGUGAUGCCCUGUGCUCCUUGUCCCAGGGAACCCUACAGUGGAUAGAAGAUACUCUGUAUUCCAACGUGGACUUCUUCAAGCUCUUCCGUGUGCUUCCCACACUCCUAGACAGAAGUUCUCAAGGUAUUGAUCUAAGAGCCUGGGGAAGAAUAUUAUCUGCUUUGUCUCCAAGAAUCCAAGACGUGUCUGAGGCUGUACAUCUUAACGAGAGCACCGUGUUCGUCAUUCUCCCGCAGAGCACAUCCUUUUGUAAUGCACUGAUCCAGAGCCUGGAGACAAACCCUCUAACCAAAAUAGCAUGGAGGGCUGCAAAGCCUCUGCUGAUGGGAAAAAUUCUCUUUACUCCUGAUUCCCGGGCAGCUCGCAGGAUAGUGAAAAAUGCUAACUCAACAUUUGAAGAAUUGGAGCGCAUUCAGAAGUUGGUUAAGGCCUGGGAAGAAGUCGGGCCCCAGAUCUGGUACUUCUUUGACAAGAGCACACAGAUGGCCAUGAUCAGAGACACCCUGGAGAACCCCACUGUGAAAGACGUCUUGAACAGACAGCUCCAUGAAGAAGGCAUCACUGUCGAGGCUGUGCUAAACUUCCUCUCGAACAGUCCUCGGGAGAGCCAGACUGAUGACAUGACCCAUUUUGACUGGAGGGACAUAUUCAACAUCACCGAUCGCACCCUACGCCUGGUUAAUCAAUACCUGGAGUGCUUGACCCUGGAUAAGUUUGAAAGCUAUGAUGAUGAAACGCAGCUUACCCAACGAGCCCUGUCUCUGCUGGAGGAAAACAGGUUUUGGGCUGGUGUGGUGUUCCCUGACAUGUAUCCCUGGACCAGCUCCUUACCACCCCAUGUGAAGUACAAGAUCCGCAUGGACAUCGAUGUGGUGGAGAAAACCAAUAAAAUCAAAGACAGGUACUGGGAUUCGGGCCCCAGAGCUGACCCGGUGGAAGACUUUCGUUAUAUCUGGGGCGGGUUUGCCUAUCUACAGGACAUGAUUGAACAGGGCAUCACCAGGACUCAGGUCCAGGCUGAACUUCCCAUUGGAAUCUAUCUCCAGCAGAUGCCUUACCCCUGCUUCGUGGAUGACUCAUUUAUGAUCAUCCUGAAUCGAUGUUUCCCUGUCUUCAUGGUGCUGGCCUGGAUCUACUCUGUCUCCAUGACUGUAAAGAGCAUCGUCUUGGAGAAGGAAUUGAGGCUGAAGGAGACUUUGAAAAAUCAAGGUGUCUCCAAUACAGUCAUUUGGUGUACUUGGUUCUUAGACAGCUUCUCUAUCAUGUCAAUGAGCAUCUUCCUCCUGACAAUAUUCAUCAUGCAUGGAAGAAUCCUGCACUACAGCGACCCAUUCGUCCUCUUCCUGUUUUUGCUGGCCUUCUCCACCGCCACAAUCAUGCAGUGCUUCCUGCUCAGCACCUUCUUCUCAAGGGCCAGCCUGGCGGCAGCCUGCAGUGGAGUCAUUUAUUUCACUCUCUACCUGCCACACAUUCUCUGCUUCGCCUGGCAGGACCGGAUGUCCGCUCAGCUCAAGAUGGCUGCGAGCCUGCUAUCUCCUGUGGCCUUUGGGUUUGGCACCGAGUACCUGGUUCGCUUUGAAGAGCAAGGCCUGGGGCUUCAGUGGAGCAACAUUGGUAACAGUCCUAUGGAAGGUGAUGAGUUCAGUUUCCUGCUAUCCAUGAAGAUGAUGCUCUUUGAUGCUGCUCUGUAUGGCAUAUUUGCCUGGUACCUUGACCAGGUGUUUCCAGGGGAUUAUGGAACACCACGCCCUUGGUACUUCCUUAUGCAAGAAUCCUACUGGCUUGGUGGAGAAGGUUGUUCAACCAGGGAGGAAAGGGCCCUGGAAAAGACGGAGCCCCUGACAGAGGAAAUGGAGGAUCCAGAACACCCCGGAGGGACACAUGCCUCCUUCUUUGAACGUGAGCUUCCCGGGUUGGUCCCUGGGGUGUGUGUGAAGAAUCUGAUAAAGAUGUUCGAGCCCUCUGGUAGGCCGGCUGUGGACUGUCUUAACAUUACUUUCUACGAGAACCAGAUCACUGCAUUCCUUGGUCACAAUGGAGCAGGAAAAACUACCACCUUGUCUAUCCUGACAGGGCUGUUGCCACCAACAUCAGGAACUGUGCUCAUUGGGGGAAAGGACAUUGAAACCAGCCUGGAUGUGAUCCGGCAGAGCCUUGGCAUGUGUCCCCAGCACAACAUCCUGUUCCAUCACCUCACAGUGGCUGAGCACAUCCUAUUCUACGCCCAGCUGAAAGGCAAGUCCUGGGAGGAGUCCCAGCUGGAAAUGGAAGCCAUGCUAGAGGACACGGGCCUCCACCACAAGAGGAAUGAAGAAGCACAGGAUCUAUCAGGUGGCAUGCAGAGGAAGCUGUCUGUUGCCAUUGCCUUUGUGGGAGAUUCCAAGGUGGUGGUUCUGGACGAGCCCACCUCUGGGGUGGACCCCUACUCGAGACGGUCAAUCUGGGACCUGCUUCUGAAAUAUCGCUCAGGCAGGACCAUCAUUAUGUCUACACACCACAUGGACGAGGCAGACCUCCUCGGGGAUCGCAUAGCCAUCAUUUCCCAGGGGAAACUCUACUGCUCAGGCACCCCACUCUUCCUGAAGAACUGCUUUGGCACGGGCUUCUACCUCACCUUGGUGCGCAAGAUGAAAAACAUCCAGAGCCAGACAACGAACUGUGAGGAAACCUGCUGCUGCAAGGUCACGGGUUCCACCAUCAAGUGUCCAGUCCAUGCUGAUGAGCUAACUCCAGAACAAGUCUUGGACGGGGAUGUGAAUGAGUUGAUCAAAACAGUUCACCACCAUGUUCCGGAGGCAAAGCUGGUGGAAUGCAUUGGUCAGGAGCUUAUCUUCCUUCUUCCCAAUAAGAAUUUCAAGCAGAGAGCAUAUGCCAGCCUUUUUAGGGAACUGGAGGAGACAUUGGUUGAGCUGGGCCUCAGCAGUUUCGGAAUUUCAGACACUCCCCUGGAAGAGAUUUUCCUGAAAGUCACAGAGGAUUCUGACUCAGGACAUCUGUUUGUAGGUAGCACUCCAUGGAAAGGAGAAGGUGUCAGUCUCCAACACCCCAGUUUGGGUCCCAGAGAGACCACCAGGCCAAUUACCCAGGACUCCACAGAGCCAGCCCCUUGCCCAGAAGGCCAGCCUCACCCACAGCCGGAGAACCACAGCGCCUCAUUCAACACAGGGAUGCAGCUGGUGCUGCAGCACAUGCAGGCCCUGCUGGUGAAGCGGUUCCACCACUCCACAAGGAGCCACAAGGACUUCCUGGCUCAGAUUGUUCUCCCAGCCACUUUUGUGUUAUUGGCUCUGAUGCUUUCCAUCAUUGUCCCUCCUUUUGGGGAAUACCCUGCUCUGACCCUUCAACCCUGGAUGUAUGGGCAGCAGUACACCUUCUUCAGCAUGGAUGAACCAGGCAACGAGCACCUCGAGGUCCUUGCCGACGUCCUCCUGAACAAGCCAGGCUUUGGCAACCGCUGCCUGAAGGAAGAGUGGUUCCCGGAGUAUCCUUGUGGCAAUUCUACGCCCUGGAAGACGCCCUCUGUGUCUCCGAAUAUCUCCCAUCUGUUCCAGAAUCGGAAGUGGACUCCAUACAACCCCUCACCCUCCUGCAAGUGCAGCACCAGAGAGAAGCUCACCAUGCUGCCUGAAUGCCCAGAGGGUGCUGGGGGACUCCCUCCCCCUCAGAGAGUGCAGCGCAGCUCGGAAAUCCUCCAAGACCUCACUCACAGGAACAUCUCUGACUUCUUGGUAAAGACAUAUCCUGCUCUUAUAAGAAGCAGCUUGAAGAGCAAGUUCUGGGUCAAUGAGCAAAGGUAUGGAGGAAUCUCCAUUGGAGGAAAGCUUCCGGUUCUUCCCAUCACUGGAGAAGCACUUGUUGGGUUUUUACGUGGCCUGGGCCAGAUAAUGAAUGUGAGAGGGGGCCCUAUCACCAGUGAAGUCUCUAAAGAAAUACCUGAUUUCCUUAAGCAUCUGGAAACUGAAGACAACAUUAAGGUGUGGUUUAACAACAAAGGCUGGCACGCUAUGGUCAGUUUUCUCAACGUGGCUCACAAUGGCAUCCUGCGAGGCAGCCUGCCUGAGGACAAGAACCCUGAGGAGUAUGGAAUCACUGUCAUAAGUCAACCCUUGAACUUGACCAAAGAGCAGCUAUCAGAGAUUACAGUGCUGACUACUUCAGUGGAUGCCGUGGUUGCUAUCUGUGUGAUUUUUGCCAUGUCCUUUGUCCCGGCCAGCUUUGUCCUUUAUUUGAUCCAAGAGAGGGUAAACAAGGCCAAGCACCUCCAGUUUAUCAGUGGGGUGAGCCCCAUCACCUACUGGCUGACCAACUUCCUCUGGGACAUCGUUAAUUACGCUGUGAGUGCUGGUCUGGUGGUGGGUAUCUUCAUCGGAUUUCAGAAGAAAGCCUACACUUCUCCAAGAAAUCUACCCGCCCUCAUUGCCCUGCUCAUGCUAUAUGGAUGGGCAGUCAUUCCCAUGAUGUACCCAGCAUCCUUCAUGUUUGAUGUCCCCAGCACAGCCUAUGUGGCCUUGGCUUGUGCUAAUCUGUUCAUCGGCAUCAACAGCAGUGCAAUUACCUUCGUCUUGGAAUUAUUUGAAAAUAACCGGACACUGCUCAGGUUCAAUGCCAUGCUCAGGAAGCUGCUCAUCGUCUUCCCCCACUUCUGCCUGGGCCGGGGCCUCAUUGACCUGGCGCUGAGCCAGGCUGUGACAGACGUGUAUGCCAGGUUUGGUGAAGAACACUCUUCAAAUCCCUUCCAGUGGGACCUGAUUGGGAAGAACCUGGCUGCUAUGGCGAUAGAAGGAGUGGUGUACUUCCUCCUGACGCUCCUCAUCCAGCACCACUUCUUCCUCACCCGAUGGAUUGGAGCUCCCACCAAGGAGCCCAUUACUGAUGAAGAUGAGGAUGUGGCUGAAGAAAGACAAAGGAUUCUUAGUGGGGGAAAUAAAACUGAUAUCUUAAGGCUCCAUGAGCUAACCAAGGUUUAUUCCGGAACCUCCAGCCCAGCGGUAGACAGGCUGUGUGUGGGAGUGCGCCCAGGAGAGUGCUUUGGCCUGCUGGGAGUGAAUGGUGCUGGAAAGACAACCACAUUCAAGAUGCUCACUGGGGACACCUCAGUGACCUCAGGAGAUGCCACAGUGGCAGGCAAGAGUAUUCUAACCAACAUUUCUGACGUCCAUCGAAAUAUGGGCUAUUGUCCUCAGUUUGAUGCAAUUGAUGACCUGCUCACAGGGCGCGAACAUCUUUACCUUUAUGCCCGGCUUCGAGGUGUGCCAGCAAAGGAUAUUGAGAGGGUUGCAAACUGGAGUAUUCAGAGUCUCGGCCUUUCUUUCUACGCUGACCGCCUGGCUGGCACAUACAGUGGGGGCAACAAGAGGAAACUUUCCACGGCCAUUGCGCUGAUUGGCUGCCCGCCACUGGUGCUGCUGGAUGAGCCCACCACAGGGAUGGACCCCCAGGCCCGCCGCAUGCUGUGGAAUACCAUCAUGGGCAUCAUCAAGGAAGGCAGAGCUGUGGUCCUGACAUCCCACAGCAUGGAAGAAUGUGAGGCCCUGUGCACCAGACUGGCCAUCAUGGUGAAGGGAACGUUCCAGUGCUUGGGCACCAUUCAGCACCUCAAAUACAAGUUUGGAGAUGGCUACAUCGUCACAAUGAAAAUCAAAUCCCCCAAGGAGGACUUGCUCCCUGACCUGAACCCCGUGGAGCAGUUCUUCCAGGGGAACUUUCCAGGCAGCGUGCAGAGGGAGCGGCACUACAACAUGCUGCAGUUCCAGGUCUCCUCCUCCUCGCUGGCUAGGAUCUUCCAGCUGCUCAUCUCCCAUAAGGACAGCCUGCUCAUCGAGGAGUACUCGGUCACACAGACCACGCUGGACCAGGUAUUUGUGAACUUUGCUAAACAGCAGACAGAAGCUCAUGACAUUCCUUUGCAUCCUCGAGCUGCAGGAGCCAGUCCACAAGCCAAGGUGUGUCUGGUGCAGAGAGCCCUGCACAUGCCAGGUCCCUGCUAUGUCCCUUCCAUGUCCCCUUCCUUUUCUGACCACACCCCUCCACCUUCCACGAAGCAUGCUAAACUGGAGGCUGUGUAG
Elephantulus edwardii (Cape elephant shrew) is the source of this 6741-nucleotide messenger RNA. It is a transcript of the gene ABCA4, whose product is annotated as ATP-binding cassette, sub-family A (ABC1), member 4. The coding region runs from base 1 to 6741 and encodes 2246 amino acids. Gene Ontology annotation, cellular component: plasma membrane; intracellular membrane-bounded organelle. NCBI's taxonomy places the organism in Eukaryota, Metazoa, Chordata, Mammalia, Macroscelidea, Macroscelididae. The transcript has 50 exons. The record is from RefSeq and is a predicted model, not a curated record. Gene Ontology annotation, molecular function: ATP binding; lipid carrier activity; ATP hydrolysis activity. Gene Ontology annotation, biological process: lipid transport; visual perception; transmembrane transport.